CUUCCAGUCUUCUAAGCGACGCGACUUCACCUUUCCAUUGCAGAUAGCUUGGAACCCUAAAAUUUGCAUAUGUAUGUUCGCUUCUUUCUGCAACCGAUUGCUUCGGGGAGUACAAAACGACUGAGGCGCUGGUGAUUUUGACUCGGUUCUUUGCUAUUCUCUGCUAUUCGCUUGGUCUAUUCAUUGCUGUCGCCUGUUCUUGUCUCUGCUGGAGCUAUUCUGUAUUCUCUUCAUUGGUUCUAGAGGUGUUCCUGUUCGUCGCUUGUUCUAGUCUGCUGGUCGACUCAGAGGAAUUAAAGAGUAUGGAAGAAGAAUCGCUGGGAGGUAAUGAUUAUGGAGUUAAGGUUUCUUUGUUUGAUUACUCGGUUGAGCAUCACUUCAAAGCAGUUGACACAAUUUCGAAGCUCUGUGGAGAGGCAGAGAAUUUCGCGGCUGAAGAAUGUGAAAUUCAACAGUUAUCUAACUCAGUCACUUUCUUAAGAGAGUGGAGCUAUUACAAUUACAACCCAAGAAUUAUUAGGUUUGGCUCAGAAUCUAAGGCCUCCAGCAUAUUUUUACCUCAAUUAUCAUCUGCCGCCGUUCCUAAGGAAGGACCACAUGAGAAGACCAAGUAUUUAAAGUCCAGUAAAGACUUUAUGUUUUAUGUUGGAGGACCUGUUUGGGCUUUAGAUUGGUGCCCUAGAGUUUACAAAAGGCCUGACUUUCCUAUAAAAAAUGAGUUUAUCGCUGUUUCUGCUCAUCCACCCGACUCUACUUAUCACAAGAUUGGUGCUCCGCUCAUUGGGAGAGGUAUGAUUCAGAUAUGGUGUGUUCUGAAUAUCGGUGUGAGUAGGGAGGCAAAAGAGGACAAACCAACUGACAAAAAGAAGCCAAAAGAGGAUAAACCAACUGACACAAAGAAGCCAAGAGGAAGACCUAGAAAGAAACCAGUGAAUGAGGACAAUAAGAACCUAUUAACUCAACCUAAGAGGCCAAGAGGAAGACCCAGGAAGUAUCCAAGAGAUGAAUCAGUUGAUAGCAUCAAUUGCAACGAUCAACUUGUUCAAGCUCUUGCUGUUCAAUACCCUGAAGGCACAUCUGAAUUUCUUGCUAUAGAGGGAGCAUCAGCGAAUAUACAAGAGGAUUCUGUGAGAGAAAAUAAUGAUAAAAGACAAAAAAGUUCCACUCUAAGUAUGCCGGCUUGUGAUUCAGAUCUUAAAAAUUCCAUGCAAAAGAGAGGGUUGAAGAGACAAGCAAGGUCAAGUAAAAAUGUUGCUGAUGUGUCUCAGCCACUAUUGACUGAAAAUGAAGACAAAGUAUCUUCUACUACAGACUAUCAAAUUGAUGAGACAUCUGGGAAGGAUAUUGUGGUCUCUAAUAAUGUUUCAGAUAAUAGUUUCAUGGAUAUUGGCUCAUCAGCUGCUUGUUCCAUUCCAGAUGAUGUUGCUUUGCCAAGAAUUGUGUUAUGCCUAGCUCAUGAUGGCAAAGUUGCUUGGGAUGUGAAAUGGAGACCACUUAAAGAGUCAGAUUUUAGAUGCAUACAUCGGAUGGGCUAUCUAGCUGCUUUGCUAGGGAAUGGAUCUUUGCAAGUGUGGGAUGUACCUCUUCCGCAUGCCAUGAAAUCUAUAUAUUCUUCUUCUUGCAAGGAGGGAACGGAUCCUCGCUUUGUAAAACUGGAACCUGUAUUUAGAUGCUCAAUGGUGAAGUCUGGCGGUAUUCAGAGCAUACCCUUGACAGUAGAAUGGUCAACUUCAUCCCUCCAAGAUUACUUGCUUGCUGGAUGCCACGACGGAACGGUUGCAUUGUGGAAGUUCUCUGCAGGUGGUUCAUCUGGAGAUACAAAACCUUUGCUUUGUUUCAGUGCGGAUACAUUCCCCAUCAGAGCAGUUGCAUGGGCUCCAGUUGGAAGUGAUCCAGAGGGUGCAAAUGUUAUUUUAACUGCUGGACAUGGAAGCAUGAAGUUUUGGGACAUUCGUGACCCUUUUCGUCCCUUGUGGGAUAUUCAUCCAGCACCAAGGUUUAUCUACAGUUUGGACUGGCUGCCAGAUCCAAGUUGUGUUAUUUUGUCCCUUGACGAUGGAACGAUGAGGCUCCUUAGCUUUGUCAAGUCUGCAUAUGAUGUCCCAGUUCAUGGAAAACUUACUGUUGGGCCUAAACAACUAGGACUGCAUACGUUUAAUUGCUCAUCCUUUGCUAUCUGGAAUGUUCAAGUGUCGAGGCUGACUGGCAUGGUUGCAUACUGCAGUGCAGAUGGUACUGUCACCCGCUUCCAGCUCACACGUAAAGCAGUGGAAAAGGAUUUUUCACGAAAUCGGGCCCCUCAUUUUGUGUGUGGAUCCCUGUGUGUGGAUGAAUCUGCUCUUGUGGUUUGCUCUUCGUUAGCGGAUACAGCUUUAACCUUGAAGAAGCCAACGAACGAUAGUGCGGAGACCCCAAGAUCCAUGCGGGAUUUCUUGUCACCACCAAAUCAUCUUAAACGGUGUAAUGAUAAGAAGGCCAAAGGUCCAAUUCUAGAUGAUGACACAUUAGCCCUUUGUUAUGGAGAUGAUCCUGGUACGGAAUGUGGCACUGAUGAAACUUUGGCCUCCUGCAAGAGCAAAACGAGACCAAAAUCCGAGAGUAGUAAGAAAAAUGCAAAGGAUGAUGAAGCAUUGUUAUGCAGGGAUGAGGAUAGCAGUAAGAAAAAGGCAAAGGACGAUCAAGGAUUUGUAUGUGAAGAUGAAGAGCCAGAUAUGCAUGACAAAGAAAACGGAAAAGGGGGAAAAAGUAAUCAAACUGAAGAUUUCCCUUCCAAAACGGUUGCAAUGCAUAGAGUGAGAUGGAAUAUGAACAAGGGCAGUGAGAGAUGGUUGUGCUAUGGAGGAGCAGCAGGCAUUGUACGGUGUCAAGAGAUUAUGACAUCUCAUGCUGCCUGGAGAUGAGACGAGUCUCCAGUGUUAAAUCAUGUCAUGUUUCCAGUCGCCAGUGUUAAACAAUAAGGCUGUGUGCCUUAUUGUUUUUUUUACUUUGAGCCUUGCUCCUAUUUGGUUAUGCUAACGUGAUUUAAAUAAUUUAGAUUGAUAUUUGGUGAGAGGUCAGAAGUUGUGUUGUACAUUUUGGAUCGACCAUAUAAUAAAAGUUGAUAGAAUUAGUUCUCCUCUCCUUUUUCAAACUACGUAAUAUUUGUGAUGAGACUAUAGAGACAAAUCAGUCCUCUGAUAAAUGCGUUGAAGGAGUUUUAUCAA
Messenger RNA from Tripterygium wilfordii, 3203 nucleotides. RefSeq lists its product as uncharacterized. The transcript has 16 exons. The record is from RefSeq and is a predicted model, not a curated record. Gene Ontology annotation, molecular function: protein binding; DNA binding. NCBI's taxonomy places the organism in Eukaryota, Viridiplantae, Streptophyta, Magnoliopsida, Celastrales, Celastraceae. Gene Ontology annotation, biological process: regulation of DNA-templated transcription; transcription by RNA polymerase III. Gene Ontology annotation, cellular component: transcription factor TFIIIC complex. Bases 303 to 2900 code for a protein of 865 amino acids.